AUGAAUUGGCCUGAAGGUGGAAACUUCUGUUUGGCCCAUGAGGAAGAAGAACAAGUGGAUCGGGCUGAGGAAGCUCCACCAUACAAUCAGUUAGCCAAAGAAGAAACACGUUAUGCCCUCUUCGCUGAUGGGAAAAAGCGAGAACUACAUGUCAUGGCAAGUCUAAAACAGCAGCUUCAUGGUAAUCCCCUAGAGUACACUGGCAAGAAACUUGUCCUGUCUGCUCUGCCACUUCUAAACAAUCUUUUAUCAUUGGUAGAUGAUAUAAGUGAGCCUGACACCAAACAGGGGUCAGAUACAGUUUCAGGAAACUGUCGUAUCCUUCUUCACGUCAUUAAUAAUAGAAAGAGCAUGCACAGCCAGGAAGCAGAAGCUGGGAAGGCUGUUUUCGUUGUUACUCUACAGCACAGAAAAAUGGACCUCUCUGUUUUGCCAAACAACAACCAUCCCGAUAAAUUCCUGCAACUGGAGGUGAAGUCUUUAGAGAAAAGCUCUACCUGUCUGAAAGCCAGCUGGGCAAAAUUGCCAGAUGCAGCUCUACCUGGAGUGCAGCGGUGGCACAACAGAAUCUAUUUACAGAGAGAAAAAAGAACUGUCACUGAGCUGCCAGGCUUAGACUUGAACAGGGUCAGUCAAGAAAUGAUGGACAAAGCCCUGGGGAAACACAUUACACCCAUCACUCUGAAAUCCACCAUCAAAAGAAACCCAUUGUAUAGUGAUAUCCAGGUGGAUGACGACUGGGAGGAGAAGAAAAAGACCCCUUCCUGGACCGUGCAGGACUAUGACAGACACUCGCUGCACUCUAACUUGGCCAGCCACAUAAAGGAAAAUCCUAAUGAUCUACAGUUCUGGAUGGGGGAUAUUUAUACUCCUGGGUAUGAUACCUUGUUAAAAAAGAAAGAGAGAGAAAAAAAGCAUUCCAAAUAUUGUCGAAUCAUCCUGCUCAUAGUACUUGCUGUUUGCAUCCUAAUUACCAUAGUCACACUCAGUGUUUUACUUACUUAA
This is a messenger RNA of Corapipo altera (White-ruffed manakin), 1005 nucleotides long. RefSeq names its product membrane integral NOTCH2 associated receptor 2 (gene MINAR2). The record is from RefSeq and is a predicted model, not a curated record. Lineage: Eukaryota; Metazoa; Chordata; Aves; Passeriformes; Pipridae.